AUGGAGCGGUUCGACGUCGCAGUCGUUGGCCUUGGUGCCCUUGGGAGUGGAGCAGCAUACCAGGCCGCAGUCAAAGAAGCCCGAGUCAUUGGCUUCGAGCAAUUCGAGCUCGGACUUAGGAUGCUGAACAUCACCGGCGGCGUUGUCUUCCUUCCAAGAAAUGGUCCCACCCCUUCCAGCGAUUUCACAAAGAGUCUAGACGCCAAUGGAGUUCCUUACGAGCAUCUUGAUUCGAGAGAAGUAACAAGCGCUGGCCUGGGUAUUGCUCACGCCCCAAAGUCUGUCACCACCAUGCAGUACCAGGCACGUGCCAAUGAUGCCGUUCUCAGAGAGAGUACCCGUGUGGAUCGUAUCAUCCCAGAUGGCAAUGGUGGGGUUAUCGGUAAUGGUCACGCCUUCAAGUUCACCCCUGCCAUCGAUCGAGUGGUCGUUGAACUCGCCAUGGACGGGAAGACGAGUGACAAUAUCUCCAAAUUCCCUAUUAAAAGCGCCCUUGCUGUCAGCAAGCUGUAA
Molecule: messenger RNA, 513 nt
Organism: Penicillium salamii
Lineage: Eukaryota; Fungi; Ascomycota; Eurotiomycetes; Eurotiales; Aspergillaceae
Source: the annotation of a GenBank genome assembly